GCAGCGCGCCCUGCGCCCGAGCCGCAGUCGCGCCCUCUCGCUUCCUGGCGAAGGCGCGGACGGCGCGCGGAGGCGAGCGCGGUGGAGAGGAGCCCCAGGCGCCGCAGCGCCGUCAGGGCAUGAGGAUGGCCGUGGGCUCCGUCAAGAUGCAGCCGCCGUGCGAGAGCCCGGCCCUGGCCGCCGCGGCGGCGGUGGUGGCGGCAGACGGCCCCCUGCGCCGCAGCCCCAGCGCCCGGGAGCCCGAGCGUGAGCAGCCGCCGGCGUCGCUGCGGCCGCGGCUGAGGGACCUGCCCGCGCUGCUGCGGAGCGGGCUCACGCUGCGGAGGAAGCGGAGCGCCGCUGGGGGCCGGACUCUAUCAAGAAGAAUAUCUAAUCCGUACCUUGAACAUACGCCUUCCCAGAUUUAUGGAGAGAAUUCUUCCUGUGCAGGAAGAGCAUUAAGGAAUAUUAUUAUCGUUCAAGCAGCUGACCUGAUAAAGGACAGAGUGAACCUCAAGGGGUUUUACAGGAGGAGCUGCGUUGGGUCAGAACUGGUAGACUGGCUUCUAGAACACUGUCCUUUCGUCCAGUGCAGAUCUAUGGCCAUAGGAGUCUGGCAACUCCUACUGGACAUGGGAAUUAUGUUAUCAGUGGACCAGCAUCUGUACUUUCAAGAUACUUAUGUUUUCUACCAGUUUUCCUCUGAUGAAUGUAGCUACUUGUACUGUGAAUUUGAAAGAGAAGAAGAAUGGCAAAAUGGUGUCAAGCUUUUAUUGCAACUUGUGCCUCUCAUUCCUGCUAGAGGUGGCAUCUGUGAACUGUCUCAUCAGAAAAUUGAAGACUCCGAAGAAAGCAGCGAUGAAAUUCUUGUGCGUCUAACAUCUGCGAUGCAGAGAGAGCUAGCAGCUGUUAUUGCUUUGAAAGCAAGGAAGUCUGCAAUUGAACAAGAUGAAGAAAACAAUGACAAACACGUACCUGUAACAGAAGCCGAAAGUGUUCCAGAUUCUCAGGCAGGGGUGAUGUGCAAGCUUCAGGAAAGAGAUGAAAUCGGACGAAUUGAACUAGUCCAGAAGCUGGCAAAAGAAAACUAUCAGUUUUUGCAGACGGACAAAAAAGAACAGGAGAAGUCUGAACACCAAGAUGAUGAAGUGACGACUGUUCAGGUUAAAGAGCAAGACCGGAGCGUCCUGGUGCUGAAGAAAGUGCAGUGCUGUGGCCCAGCCCCCACAGCUGGGAGUGCGGAGAGCCAUUGGAGAUAUGUGGUGGUGUCCGGGACCCCGGAGAAGAUUUUGGAGCACCUUUUGAAUGACUUGCACCUGGAAGAAGUCCAGGACAAAGAAACAGAGACUCUCCUGGAUGACUUCCUUCUCACGUACACUGUCUUCAUGACAACUGAUGACUUGUGCCAGGCUCUGUUAAGGCACUAUUCUGCUAAGAAGUAUCAAGGCAAAGAGGAAAACUCAGAUGUUCCUCGUAGGAAACGUAAAGUUUUGCAUCUCGUUUCCCAGUGGAUUGCUCUGUACAAAGACUGGUUACAUGAAGAUGAACAUUCAAAAAUGUUUUUAAAGACCAUAUAUAGGAAUGUACUGGAUGAUGUUUAUGAAUAUCCAAUACUUGAAAAAGAAUUGAAAGAAUUUCAAAAGAUACUUGGAAUGCACCGUCGUCACACUGUAGAUGAAUAUUCACCACAAAAAAAGAAUAAAGCCCUUUUCCACCAAUUCAGUCUUAAGGAGAACUGGCUCCAGCAUAGAGGAACUGUGACUGAAACGGAGGAAAUUUUCUGCCACGUGUAUGUAACAGAGCACUCCUAUGUCAGUGUGAAGGCAAAAGUUUCCAGUAUAGCCCAAGAGAUCCUAAAAGUCGUGGCAGAAAAGAUCCAGUAUGCAGAAGAGGAUCUGGCUCUGGUGGCCAUCACAUUCUCUGGGGAAAAGCAUGAAUUUCAGCCGAAUGACUUAGUCAUCUCCAAAUCCCUCGAGGCAUCUGGUCGGAUAUAUGUCUACCGGAAAGACCUGGCAGACACUUUGAACCCAUUUGCAGAAAAUGAGGAAUCACAGCAAAGGUCGAUGAGGAUUUUGGGAAUGAACACUUGGGAUCUUGCUCUGGAAUUAAUGAAUUUUGAUUGGAGUUUAUUCAAUUCAAUUCACGAGCAAGAGCUGAUCUACUUCACGUUCAGCAGACAGGGAAGUGGGGAACACACUGCAAACCUCAGCCUUCUGCUCCAGAGAUGCAAUGAGGUCCAGCUUUGGGUGGCCACGGAGAUUCUGCUCUGCAGCCAGCUGGGCAAGCGAGUGCAGCUGGUGAAAAAAUUCAUCAAAAUUGCGGCUCACUGCAAAGCCCAGAGAAACCUGAAUUCUUUCUUUGCCAUUGUGAUGGGUCUCAACACUGCUUCUGUCAGUCGACUGUCACAGACCUGGGAGAAAAUCCCUGGGAAGUUUAAGAAACUUUUCUCUGAACUUGAAAGUUUAACAGAUCCUUCCCUAAAUCACAAAGCCUACAGAGAUGCAUUCAAAAAGAUGAAGCCACCAAAAAUCCCUUUCAUGCCCUUAUUGCUUAAAGAUGUAACAUUUAUUCAUGAAGGAAAUAAAACUUUUUUGGAUAAUCUUGUCAAUUUUGAAAAGCUGCAUAUGAUCGCAGACACUGUCCGAACCCUGAGACACUGCAGGACUAACCAGUUUGGUACUGAUCAUCUACUGUGUGCCAGGUACUACUCUAGGUGAUGGAAAAACAACUAUGAACAAAGAUCCCCCCCCCCUUUUUUUUUUUUUUUUUUGAGUCAGAGUCUCACUCUGUUGCUCAGGCUGGAGUGCAGUGGCACCAUCUUGGCUCACUGCAACCUCUGCCUCCUGGGUUCAAGCAAUUCUCCUGCCUCAGUCCCCCGAGCAGCUGGAACUACAGGCACCUGCCACCAUGCCCGGCUAAUUUUUGCAUUUUGAGUAGAGACGGAGUUUCACCAUAUUGGCCAGACUGGUCUCUUGGCCAGGCUGGUCUCAAACUCCUGACCUCGUGAUCUGCCUGCCUCGGCCUCCCAAAUUGCUGGGAUUACAAGCGUGAGCCACCGUGCCUGGCAAAGACCUCUUCUUCAUGGAGCUUUGAUCCAAGGAAGAAGAAAGAUAGGCCAUAAACAAAACAGGUAAGUAACAUGUAGCAGCACAUUAGGUGGAAAUAAGGUUCUCAAGAGCAAAAAAGCUAAGGCAGGGAAGGGCGUUAGGGAGUGCCAGACUCCCUAACUGGGUGGAAUUUUAAGUAGGGUAACUAGGAAAGGUCUUUAUUAUGAGUUUAACUGUGUCCCCCUAGAAUUUAAUAUUUAAAGUCCUAAUCUCUAAUACCUUAGAAUAUUACCUUUUUUGAGAUAGGGUCUUCACAGAGGGAAUCAACUGAAAAUGAGGUUUUAGGGUGAGCCUGAAUCCAAUGUGACUGGUGUUCUCCUAACAGGGAAAUUUGGAGACAGACACAGGCAGGGAGAACACUCAUGUGAGCAUGAAGGUGGCCACUCAUGCUGGGGGCGGGGGAUGGAGGGGAGUACCUGGAGCAGACCUUUCCUUCACAGCCCUCAAAAGCAACAGACGCUGCCAGCACCUUGAUCUCAGACUUUCAGUCUCCAAAACUGUGAAGCAAUACAUUUCUGUUGUUUGAGCCACCCAGCCUGUGGUAUUUUGUUACAGUAGCCCCGAGAAACUCACGUAGCUUUGCUGGGAAGACCUGAAGGAAGUGAAGGACCCACCCAUGCAAAUCCCUGGGGAAAAAGCAUUCCGAGCAGAGGGAACAUCAAGUGCAAAGGUGUCGAGCGUGCCCCUUGGAGUUCAGGGACCAGUGAGGAUCCUGGUGCAGCUGGGGCCAGUCAGGAAAGGAAGAGAAGCAGAGGAGGUCAGAGACAACCAGGGCCAGAUCACAUGGAGCCUUGAUGUUUACCUUAAGUCAGAUGAGAAACCACUGGAAGAUUUUAAGCAGAGAAGGACAUGACCACUCUGGCCACUGAAUUUCAGACCAAAUAGGGCCAAAGGUGGAAGUAGGGAAAUCAGUGAGCUUAUUGCAAUAAUACAAGCAAAUACAAUGGUGACUUCCACCAGGUGGUGGCAUGGGGUGGUAUGACAUAGAGUAAUUCUGGAUAUAUUUAGGAAGAUACAUCUGAUAUGGUUUGCUGAUAAAUUAGAUACGGAGAAAGAGAACAGUUAAGACUUGACCGCAAGAUUUUUCGUUUGACCAGCUGAAACCAUGGAAUUGCAACUAAUUGGAAUGAAAAAGAUCCUGGAGAUGGCAGGUUUGAAGGAGAAUAGCGGGAACUCAGUUCUGGACAUAUUUGGCUUGAGAUGUCCAUUAGAUAGACAUGGACUGGAACUAACAAUAGUCUCUUUGUACCAAGUCUGACUUGUAUGCUUGAUUUAGGGGCCCUUCUACAUCAUCCACCUCUGGGAUUUCACCAGAGUCAAAGCCAUUCUGUGAGCUGGGGUGUUGUGCUGGAUGAAUACUUGCUAAAUAAUGAUGCUUCAAACCUCCAGGUCCAAGCUCCAAGCAUUGUCAGCACAGCCAUGUGGAGCAACUUCGAUGCAUAGAACCUCUUCAAGUCCAACCAAAUAGACACCACUGACUUGGGCAACAAGCCAUCUCAGGGGCAACCACCGCAUGGGGCUCUCGACGCUCUUCUUCUAGCAACCAUCCUUUCAACUUUGACUUCACAGUUUGUUUAGUGCUGCCUUCUCAUUUGGGCUUUCCUUCCCAGAAGAAAUGUAGAAAUAUGAAUUACACUUCUGUCGUUAGAGAUUCCAGAGGCUUCAGUUAGCCAAGCUGAAAUAAAAUCUGUCUAAAAGACAUGUGGUAAUAGGCCUUUGAAACAAGCUUCGAGGUGGCCCCAGACAUUCGAUUCCAAUUUCACUUUGCAUAGCCAGAAACAAACUUGUACCUCAAUGGGAAAGAACUUUUCAGGCAGUCAAUUAUUUUUUUAUGUUACCUUCUUUUGUCAUCAAAAAAUGACCUGGAUCUCUUCUCUCCUCCUCACUUAAGUAACUUUUCUUCAUGUCCUGGGUCAUGCCCCAGGAAUUUUUAUCUACGAAGUGCUCAGCCUGGCGCACAAUGCACAUUUGCUGCUUAAUAAAUAUUUGUUGACUGAGAUGCGUGCUGCUGGCAUGACCAAAAUGUGAGACAUUAGCGACAUCUGCUGGGGACAUGGUGAUGCUGUGCAGAAUUUGUCAGAAAUGCAUGUUCUUGAAGGGCUGAGUUAAAUCAAAUGCCACAAUGGGACACUGUUGGAAGCUUGUGUCUACAGUGAUGAGGCCAUGGCUUUGCAGCUCUUCCUUACCAGGACGUGGUCCAGUGGGUUAUUGUUCUCCAACAAUAUAAUGCAGCCUUGUUUUUUUUAGAUACAGAAAUCAAGGAGAUGGAAAAGGAGCUGAACUGGGGAAAGCUGAGGUUUGCACAGGUCUGUUGGCUCCUAAGAAAAUGAAGAAAGUGAGGGCAAGAGAAGGAUGGAGAAGCAGGUCUCCAGUCUUCCCCCACUCCGACCCCUGGCCCUCAGGAGAAAGUGCAAGUGCCCAAAAGCGACUUCCCAGCCACUGUCCUUCCCCAGCCUCACCUCUGGCUUCUGCUCCCUGUCCCUACCCCACACCCCCCGGGGCACAUUCCUCAGCUCCACUCCAGCCCAGCUAAAACAUUCAGGCACUCACCUCCAGGCCUUUGAGCUUAUUUGUUCAACAGCCAAAUAUCAAGUGGGGACUUGGGAACACUAGGAGGCGCUGUGCUAAACACGGGUAUACAUUCCAGAGCCAGUCCAGGAAGUGUGGUUCCGGAACGGGUGGAGCUUCUGGUAUAGUGGAUGUGGACUUUCUGGCCUGGAUCUCCUCUCUCCUCCUCACGUAAGUAACUCUUCUUCAUGCCUCAGGUCUCAGCACCCCCAGAAAACCUGCACUGGCCCCUCUAGCCUACACCAGAUUCUCCCCAACCAAGCACCCUCCUAACACCUGGCUUUACCCCUCUCCAACCAAGUCAGAGCCUCUGGACUAGUUGGCCUCCUCCUCACCUCCCAAUACACUAGAUGUCCCCUCAAGCACCGGCUGCCUUCUUUACAUUUAUGUAUCAGUGUUCAUCACAAAACCAGAACAAGGUAGGUACUUCUGUGGUCCUGGAAGAGCUAUGGUAACUGUCAUAGACCCAGGAAAGAUGCCGUUUACUACCCAGAGGUGCUGCGGUGAGUGACAGGAGACUCAGCAGCAUUGUCACAUCGCAGAGCAAACCCUGCCUGCUGGGCUUCCAGGCUAUGUGAAGGUGGAGAUAACCGAUGACCUGCUUGAUUAAGUGUGGAGCCCAUGGGGCUGGUAGGGGUGCCAGGGCUUCAGAUCUCUUCCACUGUUCUGGGGUCUGCCUGUCCCAGGAACUGGCAGCAAUUCCAACACAUUCCUGAGCACUUAUUGCUAAGGUGAAUCCAAGUUCACGUUCCCAGAACAGGUUCCGAGUCAAGCACGCCAGAGGUCUGUGCCAGCUGCACUUGGUCUAGGAGGCCUGGAACCACCAUCAGCCCAUUCUUCCUUGAGGCUCCGGAACAGCGUGGGACAUUAGCUGAGCUGUGCUCCGAAGCAAUUCUCUCACUGAUUAGGGCUGCCGAGAGUCCCAUCCUCUGCUCACCUGUCAAUCAAUCAAGCCUCUUCACUGCCAUCCUGACCAUCCUGUCAGGGCUGAUCACCUUGGCUGCUCACAGAACCCCUGAGGACUGAGAAUUUCCCAGAUUCUCACAAUGACUGAGCAGCCCUGCUUCUCCGGACCUUUGUAAGCAUCUGGAACAUGCCCAGGUGUGCCAGGUGUGGCCUCCAUGGCCUGCCACAGGAGGGGGCAGGGAGAGUGCAAAGACUGAAUCAGACAAAGACUAAGCUUUGUUUCUGCCCCUUCUCCACCCUUUUUUCCCAUGCAAGAGUCUCAAAGGCAGAUCCAGAAGGAAAAGUCAGCAACAUUCCACCAUUCAGUUCCUUUUCUUGGCCCCAAUGUGUGCCCUGGGGCCCUUUCGUUCUUUGGCCUGGGUAGCGUGUGUGGCCACACGCUGCUGAAAAGUUCAGGGUCAAGAUGCUGGGAGCUGCUAGUGGCGCUAGAGGAAUUCAUGUUUUCCAUUGUGGAUUAAAAUACCCAUUUGCCUGCGGCUGAGCUUCCCCUCCGAAUCCAAUAGGUCAAUAAGGACCAAGGACAAAGCACAAACAGGGCCUAGAAGCCAAGAGAUGUCGAUAAAAAUGGAGAUAAAUAGGCACUUCAGUGCGGGCAGGCCGUGGGUGUGGGGCAUUGUCCCUUCUCUGGCCGGCAGUGCCUGGCCACUUUGUCUCCAAACAGUGCUUCCAUUUUAGAGAUGCCAGAUUGGUUUGGACCCAAAGCUUGACUGUUGCGGGGUGGGCUGAGGUGGGAGUGGGGAUGAUUCACACAGAAAAAAAAAAAAAAAAAAAAAAAGGCAUCCUCCUGGGUGCCAGAUGUGGCAGGUCCUCCAUUUCUUUCCUGUACAAAGCCCUCCCAAUGCGGAAAACACUCCUUUUUGACUGUGUUACUCUUCUUUCCUUUUAAGAAAAUAAGUUCCCAAUCUGGGUUUUUUAAACAGUGCAAAUGCUGGCAUUUCAGAGCUGCUUUAGUGUCUUCAGCUAGAUGUUGAAAAGAACACCGUCUUCUCUCAUUAUUUCCUCUGCCCCUCAGUUUAGUUCAUGUAGAGCUCUAAUUGAAAGAUCCCAGCUGGGUGCAGUGGCUCAUGCCUGUAAUCCCAGCACUUUUGGAGACUGAGGCGGGUGGAUCACGAGGUCAGGAGAUCAAGACCAUCCUGGCUAACACGGUGAAACCCCAUCUGUACUAAAAAUACAAAAAAUUAGCCGGGCGUGAUGGCGGACGCCUGUAGUCCCAGCUACUCGGGAGGCUGAGGCAGGAGAAUGGCAUGUACCCGGGAGGCAGAGCUUGCAGUGAGCCAAGAUCGCGCCAUUGCACUCCAGCCUGGGCGACAGAGCGAGACUCCAUCUCCAAAAAGAAGAAGAAAAGAAAGAUCCUUGGAGUAUGAGUCAGGAAACACAGGUUCUGCUCCCACCCUACCAUCCUUCUGGCACUGUGACCUUUGGGCAAGUCAUCAUCUCUGAGUCGGAUUUUCUAACAUUCCGUGACUAUGCAGAAUCACAGGAUGGGAGGAGGCAUGGCUUAGUUAGUUCACGGGGUCGCUAUGUAAUAAAUGUUUGAUUAUGUAUUGGUGACCUCAUUCAUGCAUUCAUCAGAUAUGCCAGGGAUCACAGCAGGCAUGAAGAUACAAAGUGAAAUGAGAACAGUCCCUGCCCAUGAACAGGCAGCAUGACAACAUGAUGGACAGAGCACGGAUUUUCUGAGGGAUACAGCCAGGGCCCACCCUUAAUUAGCUUCAUGAGCUCAGCUAAGUUUUUAUAACUUCUCUGAGCCUUGACUUUCUCAUCUGCAUGAUGGAUUAUUUUAUAGGUUGACCACUCGUCCUGGUUUGCCUGAGACUGAAGGAUUUCCUGGGACACAGAACUUCCAAUGCUGAAACCUAGAAAAUCCCAGGCAUAUCAAGAUGAGCUGGUCACUUAGAGGACAGAUGAAUUGAAAUGACAUAUAGAAAUGGACUCACACUGUGCCCUGCAUCUAAUAGCUGCUCUAUAAAUGUAGUCACACACAAACGUGCUCCUCACAACAUGGUAAAGGAAAAAUAAAAUGAAACAAACAGGUGAGUGCAAAAUAAUUGCAGUUUUUGGAUUAUUGGAAUUUGCUGUUUAAUACUGGAAUACAUUCUUAAAUGAAUGUGGUUAUGUUAUACAUCAUUUUAAUGGGCAUUUCUUGCUUUAUGUUUGCUAAUGACUUAUCACUUGCUGUUUAUUUUAUGUGUAUUUUAGACUAUAGAAAUGAUGUUAGACAUAAAGCAAAUUCAAGUGGUUUUCUUAUUCGAGUUCAGAAUGGGUUGUAAAAUAGCAGAGACAACUCUUAACAUCAACAACACAUUUGGCCCAGGAACUGCUAACGAAUGUACGGUGCAGUGGCAGUUCAAGGAGACGAGGAGCAUAGUGGUGGGCCAUUGGAAGUUGACAAUGACAAACUAAGAGCAAUCAUCGAAGCUGAUCCUCUUACAACCACACAAGAAGUUGCUGAAGAACUCAACAUCAGCAUUUGAGGCCUAUUGGAAAGGUGACAAAGCCCGAUAAGUGGGUGCCUCAUAAGCUGAUCGAAAAUCAAGAAAAUCAUCAUUUUGAAGUGUCUUCUCUUAUUCAAUGCAACGGCAAACCAUUUCUCAAUUGGAUUGCCACAUUGCGACAAAAAGUGGCUUUUAUACAACAAUUGGUGAUGACCAGCUCAGUGACUGGACCCACGAGAAGCUUCGAAACACUUCCCAAAGCCAAACCUGCACCAAAAAAGAUCCUGGUCACUGUUUGGUGGUCUACGGCCGGUCUGAUCCACUGCAGCUUUCUGAAUCCCAGCGAAACCAUUACAUCUGAAAAGUAUGCUCAGCAAACUGAUGAGAUGCACCGAAAACUGCAAUGCCUGCAGCCGGCAUUGGUCAACAGAAAGGGCCCAAUUCUUCUUCAUGACAAUGCACAACCAAAGCUUCAAAAGUUGAACAAAUUGGGCUACAAAGUUUUGCCUCAUCUGCCACAUUCGCCAGACUUCUCGCCAACUGACUACCACUUCUUCAAGCAUCUCGAUAACUUUUUGCAGGGAAAAUGCUUCCCCAACCAGCAGGAUGCAGAAAAUGCUUUCCAAGAGUUCGUCGAAUCCCGAAGCAUGGAUUUUUACAUUACAGGAAUAAACAAACAUUAAUCAUUGGCAAAAAUGUGUUGAUUGCAAUGAUUCCUGUUUUGAUUAAUGAAGAUGAGUUUGAGUCUAGGUCUAAUGAUUUAAAAUUCACGGUCCAAAACCGCAAUGACUUUUGCACCAACCUACGCUAAGGCAGCUAAGGCAGCACACAGGAGAGAGGAACUCUGAGAGGAUCCCAGGGAGCUGGAUGGUGAAGGAGGAGUUGGAGUUGAUUAGGUGAGGAAUGAUGAUUGGGGAGGUGCUUUCUGUGUAUGGAAUGUUCAUAAAUGCAUGAAAGCUUAAGAGCUUACAGCCUGGGGUGCCCUGUGUGGCUAGAACUAAGCAGGUAAGAUCUCAAAGGUAAAUCUGAUUCAUAUCAGAGAGGCCUAUUGUAAUUCUAAUGAAUUUGGACUUCAUUGUUAAGGUCUCCAAACACUUUUGAUGAUGCAUUCCUUUGGUGAAGACAAAAAGAAAGGUACCCAUAUCUUUCCCAAUAUAAUACAUGUUAUGAAUAAUGUACAUGUAUUGUGUAAAUAAAGCAUACAAAAAAUACAAGUGUUUAAAGGAUCAAAUUAAAGGUAAAUACAAACAACA
Messenger RNA from Symphalangus syndactylus (siamang), 10308 nucleotides. It is a transcript of the gene RAPGEF5, whose product is annotated as Rap guanine nucleotide exchange factor 5. Lineage: Eukaryota; Metazoa; Chordata; Mammalia; Primates; Hylobatidae. Gene Ontology annotation, molecular function: guanyl-nucleotide exchange factor activity. Gene Ontology annotation, biological process: Ras protein signal transduction. The record is from RefSeq and is a predicted model, not a curated record. Gene Ontology annotation, cellular component: plasma membrane.